GUUGUGAAAGAAGAAAUCUCUGAUGACAAUGCAAAGCUGCCUUGCUUCAACGGGAGGGUUGUAUCUUGGUUGGUAUCUGCUGAAGGCUCACAGCCAGAACCAGCACCUCACCCAGUUAGCAGUAUGCCAGACGUGCCUCCUCCAAUCGAACGAACAGGUGGAAUUGGAGACUCCAGACCUCCCUCCUUCCAUGCAAAUGUGACUGGGAGUCGGGAGAAUUUGGAUAACGAGACCGAGACAGAAUCAGUGGUGUUGUCCCGGAGAGAGAAACCGCGACGGAGAGAGAGUAUGGAGCAUGGUCCCAGAGUUAAUGGACACCCAAAAAUGGAGCGACAUCUUGCUGGUUACGAGAGCUCGUCCACACUCCUAAGCAGUGAGCUCGAAACAACAAGUUUCUGUGACUCUGACGAGGAUGAUGCAGCUAGCAGAUUCAGCAGCUCCACAGAGCAGAGCACCAACUCCCGGAUUCUGAAGCGUCACCGGCGCAGACGGAAACAGAGGCCCCCGCGACUCGAACGUGCUUCCUCAUUCAGCAGCGUCACUGACUCGACAAUGUCCCUGAACAUCAUUACAGUCACAUUGAACAUGGAGAAGUACAACUUCCUGGGCAUCAGUAUCGUCGGCCAGAGUAAUGAGCGAGGGGACGGAGGGAUCUACAUUGGCUCAAUAAUGAAGGGUGGAGCAGUGGCUGCAGAUGGGAGGAUCGAACCUGGUGACAUGCUGUUACAGGUGAAUGACAUCAACUUUGAGAACAUGAGCAAUGACGAUGCUGUGCGGGUCCUGAGAGAGAUCGUUCACAAGCCCGGGCCAAUCAUUCUAACAGUUGCCAAAUGCUGGGACCCAUCACCUCAAGGCUACUUCACUUUGCCCAGAAAUGAGCCAGUCAGACCUAUUGAUCCCGCUGCCUGGGUGUCUCAUUCUGUUGCGUUGACUGGUGCGUAUCCAGCUUAUGGUGCCAGCUCAUCCAUGAGCACUAUCACCUCGAGCAGCUCCAUUACCGAAACCGAACGUUUUGAUGACUUUAACCUAUCAAUCCACACGGAUAUGAUGUCUGUUGCUAAGGCAAUGGCUUCCCCAGAAUCUGGCCUUGAGGUUCGAGACAGGAUGUGGUUGAAGAUUACAAUCCCCAAUGCAUUCUUAGGCUCUGACGUUGUGGAUUGGCUGUACCACCACAUCGAGGGCUUCCAGGACCGCAGGGAGGCGAGGAAGUAUGCGAGUAACCUGCUGAAAGCCGGCUUCAUCCGUCACACAGUCAACAAGAUCACCUUUUCUGAGCAGUGUUACUACAUCUUCGGGGAUUUCAGUGGUUGUGAAAAUUACUUGGCCAAUCUCUCCCUGAAUGACAAUGAUGGUUCAAGUGGGGCCUCGGACCAGGACACGUUGGCCCCCCUGCCUCACCCGGGCACCACCCCGUGGCCAAUAAUGCAUUCCUUCCAAUAUCCCUACCCACCUCCACACCCUUACUCCACACAGCCACCCAGUUACCAUGAGCUAACUACCUACAGCUAUGGGGGAGGAGGAAGUGCCGGCAGCCAACACAGUGAAGGAAGCCGGAGCAGUGGGUCCAACCGCAGCGAGAGUGAGAGGCGCACGGGCAAAGACAAGGACAGUAAAACGGUGGAUUCCAAGUCCGGCAGUGGCACCAAUGUAUACACAGUGUGUGGAACACACCUCGACUCUGGCUGGUGUCUGGACAAGGGAAUUUACUGCAGGGAAGAGUGCAGCCAGCAGCUGGGGGUGACAGCCAAACCAGGAGACAAAGCUGGAGAGCAGGGAUUUGACCCCAACCGAGUGCUGCAGACUGGUACAUUCGAAGGUCCAGGACUACAUGCUGAGGGACGCACUAAAGCUUGGGGCAGCUACCACCAAGGCACGGAGGAAUUAACCAUAAUUGCCCCAUUGGUGACUGUGGGGGACUUGAGCUGAUGGUUACCUAGCAACCCUCUCUGGACUUGGUUUCUGUUUUACAAACCGAGGGAAUCAAAAGAAACAGAAACUCAAUACCUCCAGUAAAGCACUCUCUUGCUCAGUUGAAGUUCUUGGGAACCUGAUAAAUUUCCCACACCUCAGUAUUUGGACUAACUUACCAACCCAAAUGAAGCCUUAUUUUGCGGAUCUUCCACUAGACUUUACAAAUUGAUUUUGUCGAUUUUAAAAAAAAACAAUACAAUUUGCAGUAAUCUCACAGUCCAUCGUUUCAGAAUGUAUUGGCCAAUCGCAGCAAAAAUCCUUGGAGAAACACAGUAGGUCUGGCAGCAUCUGAAAAAACACUGACACUGUUUUUGUGGAGAAAUGUGAUGGUAUGUGUUCUUAAAAGUG
This is a messenger RNA of Rhincodon typus (whale shark), 2319 nucleotides long. Its product is annotated as segment polarity protein dishevelled homolog DVL-2-like. NCBI's taxonomy places the organism in Eukaryota, Metazoa, Chordata, Chondrichthyes, Orectolobiformes, Rhincodontidae. Gene Ontology annotation, cellular component: cytosol. The transcript is spliced from 18 exons. Bases 124 to 1926 code for a protein of 600 amino acids. Gene Ontology annotation, biological process: intracellular signal transduction; canonical Wnt signaling pathway. The record is from RefSeq and is a predicted model, not a curated record. Gene Ontology annotation, molecular function: frizzled binding.